ACUCGGGAGCGGCUUCUUUCUUUCCCUUCAGCGGGAGGGGGGUUUCGUUUCAUGCUGGGCGUCGAUAAAAGCUCGUGGACACCCGGGAGUGCUUUCAAGGAGAUGUCCCGCAUACUUGUUCCGACGUAGGGGGAGUGUGCGGCGGCAGCAGCAGCCAGUUGGCUUGACUUGCUAGCGGAGGACUGCCGGCCCCGAAGUAGCUCCGGUAGCGGCGCAACAUACUCCGCGACAACGGCGGUUACACAACCGCACAGGCGGGAGACUAGCAGGCCCGCUCCGGACUUUGGAGAGAACUCCGGGUCGCCGUUUGUGUCACUCCGGAGUCGCAUUCACCAGCGGCGUGUCGUCAAAUCGCACCCGGAGACCCGAGCGACCGCGAAGGGGAUGGCGCAGAUCCACCUCGUCUACAGUUAACGACGGCGGACUGCAAUACACGCAAGUGUGCUGUUUUAGUGCGCGCUAACGUCUCUUUCCCCCCGGCGGAGGACAAUAAGCAAGACUCGGGGGUGAGCGCGCGUCUGGCAACAUGUCGAAAAUGCCGGCCAAGAAGAAGAGCUGCUUUCAGAUCACAAGCGUGACUCAGGCCCAGGUGGCUGCCAUCGGAGCCGCGGACGACACGGAGAGCCUGGAGGACCCGGACGAGUCCCGCGCGGAGGAUGUGUCGUCGGAAAUGUACGAGCCGGCGUCCGAAGAAGCCCCGAACAAUGCCGGGGAGCCGGAGGCGGCGCCGUCGCACAUACCUCACUUCGCCGUGCUGUCAGUCAACCCCUUGGGGGAGUUUCGGACCGGCCCGGUUCAAGGCGGUCAGCCGCCAGCAGGGACCGGCGCGGCCGUCACACCCCUCGUCGCUCAGCAACAGGCUGCCCCGUCGACCUCCAGCCCGGGGCCCGCCGCGGUGUCAGUUAACGUACCCCAUCCCGCUACAGUGCCCAGUCCGGGUCCCCCGCCUCCUUCCGCCGCCGCAGCGAGUUGCACGUCUCGCUUCCGGGUCAUCAAACUUGACCACGGCACCGGGGAACCCUUCCGAAGGGGUCGGUGGAUGUGUACGGAGUUUUACGAGAAAGAGUCCGAAGGUAACCGGACUGUGGACGGCAGCAGCAGGCAUGUCAGCGCGACACUGGAUGGCGCUGCAGACAGAGACAGUGGGCUGGGGCAUACCGGCGGCUCCGCGGUUGCCCAAGCCUCGGGCUCCUCGGCGGAUGUUGCUCUGUCAUCAUCUCGCAUGGACUCGUCCGUGCAGCAAAACUUUAUCACCCGGCAGCAUGCCGGGAGCGGGUCGGGGCCACAGGUUGCUCUCUCGUCGGUCCCCGUGCCGCUUCAGACUCAGUCUGUAAUGGGGAGCGUGCAGCCCGCCGCUCCUCACAGCGUCGGGCAGAAUGGGUUGCCUCAGUCCGCCAUCCACAUGCAGAAGUCCCCCAUCCUGCCCCAGUCGGCCCAGACGCCAGCUUACCCUCUCCAGCAGCUUUCCAUGGGGCACCACCUGACUGCCCAGAACCCGACCGAGUACUAUCAACAACAGCCUGGGCUUUCCGCUGCUCAGUCACUGUCGGUGUCUUCAGGGCCGCAGACGGCGGGACAAGCGACCUCUCCUGCCGCCCCCGCAGCCUCCGGAGGGGUUUCGAUACACCAGCUCGGGGACGUCGCUGUGUCUGGACCGACGGCUCCAGGCCAGACCGCCGGAAUGGGAACCGUACUUGUUGGAGGAUCGACUUUGCAGCAGCAGUCUGUCAGUCAGUACGCUGCCACGGGACAACCCAAACCCCUUAGCCUCCACCCUGCAUCCUCCGGUGUGCAAAAUGUGCCUACCGCUGUGCCCAGUGCCUCCAGUGCAGCCAUGCCAAAGGUGACAACAUCCAGUUUGCCUCCAGGUCAGACCGCUCACAGCAAGACGACGGGAGCGUCGGGGGCGCCGGGCCUCCUCGCAGCUGGAUUUGGACAGGUGGAGGGCGGCGGCGCGAGGAGGUCCGACGGUGUUGUCAACCCAAUGUCGUCCGGGAAGGACCUGAUGAAGCCCUUCAUGCCUGUGAGCCUGCAGCUCGCCGCUCCGACCGUCAACAGCCUGUUUGGAAUCCAUUUACCCGUCGACGGGGAUGAGGACAGUGCCUCUGGAACCAAUAUUGUUGCCAUUGAUAAUAAAAUAGAACAGGCAAUGGACCUGGUGAAAAGCCAUCUGAUGUACGCCGUGCGAGAGGAGGUGGAGGUCUUAAAGGAGCAGAUCAAGGAGCUCUGCGAGAGGAACUCUGUGCUCGAGCGAGAGAACGCCGUCUUGAAAUCCCUGGCCAACAGCGAGCAGCUCUCGCAGCUUCCCGCCCAGCCGGCGGGCGGGUCGGGCGGCCCGCCUCAGCCGCCUCAGCAAGGACUAAGCCAGCCUACGCCACCACUGGCCGGGCCCCCGCCUCAAGCGCAGCCUCAGCAGCACCCGAAGGCCCCGCAGCUGCAGACUCACCCUCAGCUGGACCCGAGCCAGCAGCAACCCAACGUCACCUCAGCUUGAAACCUCUCACAGCAGCUUACAGUUAGUGGAUGUGAAACUUACAGAAAAACAACAAAAAAGUUUAACUCUUGUUCUCUUAGCCACCAGCUUGACCACAAAGUGCAGUGCUUGUAUGUGCACGUGUGUGUGUGUGUGUGUGUGUGUGUGUGUGUGUGUGUGUGUGUGUGUGUGUGUGUGUGUGUGUGUGUUCUGGCAAUGCUUACUUAAUGGGGACAUCGCUCUGUUUACACAGUCACCUUUAGGGGACCCCUGACGGUAUGGGGACAAAAAAACAAAAACAGGUCCCCUAAAGGGAAACCUUUUUAAAUGAUAGUCAGAUCCAUUCUGAAGAUGCCUCAGUGGUUUUUAACAUGUUUACUGAAAAGUAGGGAUGAUGUUUGAUAAGAAAUGAUCCAGUUCGAGCCCAUUCUCGAGUCCUCUUAUCGAACCGGUUCCUUAUCGAUUCUCGUAUCGAGUCCAGAUAGGUUGUUGUAUGUGGGAAAAAAACACAAUAUUUGGUUUAACAAAAGCUCACUUUUAUUUUAUAAGAAAAAAAUAA
Messenger RNA from Nerophis lumbriciformis (worm pipefish), 3032 nucleotides. Its product is annotated as TSC22 domain family protein 2-like. Gene Ontology annotation, biological process: regulation of transcription by RNA polymerase II. Lineage: Eukaryota; Metazoa; Chordata; Actinopteri; Syngnathiformes; Syngnathidae. The record is from RefSeq and is a predicted model, not a curated record.